Molecule: messenger RNA, 828 nt
Organism: Euleptes europaea (tarantolino)
Lineage: Eukaryota; Metazoa; Chordata; Lepidosauria; Squamata; Sphaerodactylidae
Gene: EIF6
Product: eukaryotic translation initiation factor 6
Exons: 6
Coding region: 13-750 (245 amino acids)
Biological process (GO): cytosolic ribosome assembly; maturation of 5.8S rRNA; maturation of LSU-rRNA
Cellular component (GO): cytosol; preribosome, large subunit precursor; nucleolus
Molecular function (GO): ribosomal large subunit binding
Source: RefSeq, a predicted model, not a curated record
UCUUUUUCGGCCAUGGCGGUGCGGGCCAGCUUCGAGAACAACAACGAGGUCGGGUGCUUCGCCAAGCUCACCAACGCCUACUGCCUGGUUGCCAUCGGGGGCUCGGAGGGUUUCUACAGUGUGUUUGAAGGGGAGCUUUCUGAUACCAUCCCUGUAGUCCAUGCUUCUAUUGCUGGGUGUCGGAUCAUUGGCAGAAUGUGUGUGGGAAACAGGCACGGGUUGUUAGUCCCAAACAAUACCACAGACCAGGAGCUUCAGCAUAUCCGAAACAGCCUUCCAGAUUCAGUGCGAAUCCAGCGAGUGGAAGAGCGCCUUUCAGCCCUGGGCAAUGUCAUUACAUGCAAUGACUAUGUAGCCCUUGUUCAUCCAGACAUUGACAGAGAAACAGAGGAGAUUUUAGCUGAUGUACUGAAAGUAGAAGUAUUCAGACAGACUGUAGCAGAUCAAGUGCUGGUGGGAAGUUAUUGUGCAUUCAGUAAUCAAGGAGGAUUGGUGCAUCCAAAGACUUCUAUUGAAGACCAAGAUGAACUCUCCUCACUGCUACAAGUCCCACUUGUGGCUGGGACUGUUAACCGUGGCAGUGAGGUGAUUGCAGCUGGAAUGGUUGUGAAUGACUGGUGUGCCUUUUGUGGUCUGGACACAACCAGCACUGAGUUAUCCGUUAUUGAGAGUGUCUUUAAGCUAAAUGAAGCACAGCCAAGUGCUGUUGCCACUAAUAUGAGGGAGUCUUUGAUUGACAGCUUGACAUGAUGUGUUCCCUGACCACCAUGGAAGCUCUGAAGGAGUGAAAUGCCUGAUUAUGAUCUUGACAGCUCACUAAAUUAUAUA